AUGAAGUUUCCGGAGUUUGCAGUCUCCUCAUUUUUGAUCUUUAUCCUGCUACAUGCAGCCACUGGAAAGCCGUAUAAUCAAUCAUCCCGAGAGCAGUACAACAUUCUCCAUUACUUAGCUGCUAAUGGACCGUACGUUGAUUUCAGUGGGUUCGGAAUAGACAGUGAUGUUCCAUUUGGAUGUGAAGUCACACAAGUCCAGAUUUUGAUGAGACAUGGCGAGCGAUUCCCGACUAUUGGUGCUGGUAAAGAGCUUUGUAGUCUCUAUAAAAAGCUUACGAGUGCUGAUAUCAGCGAAUACAAAGGUCCGUUAGGGUUCGUCAAAGACUGGAAGUACGCCUUCCCAGAGAAAGACCUGGAAAUGGAGUCAACAGUUGGUGUAUAUGCCGGUUUGAAGAGGUGUCAUCUCGAAGGGGAGAGAUUCAAUCAGAAGUACGGGCAUUUGUGGGGUGGAAAAGCCAAGCUGCCAGUUUUCGCAGCCGGUCAGACCAGGGUAGUUGAUAGUGCAAAAGCUUUCAUUAGGGGAUUUGUGGGAGAAAGUCGACUGUUCAAGGCUCAGGUUGUGGUUAUUCCGGAGAAUUCAGAGCAGGGGGCGAAUACUUUGACAUCCCGUGCUGCCUGUGUCAAUGCAGAUGACUCUGCCAACGAGGACUACAUUGCCAGGUUUGAUACGUCCUAUCUCGAACGGGAAGCUAGGAGACUGAACAGUCUCUCUCCUGGAUAUGACCUUAGCGCUGAAGAUGUUGCCAGCUUAGUGAGGUCGUGUGCUUUUGAACUCAAUGUACAGGGUAAUUCUUCGAUCUGCGGGGUGCUCAGUUCAGACGUGUAUGCAGGGUUUUCCUAUCAAAGAGACUUAUAUCUUUACUACAACAAGGGACCUGGUUACAACAUGUCCAAUGCUCUGGGAUCAUUGUUUGUUAAUGCAUCGAUUGCUCUGUUGAACCAAAAGGAUGGUGUGAAUUCCGACGGUAUCAAUGGCUAUGAGCAAAAAAUCUUCAUGAGCUUUUCGCACGAUACGGAUAUCAUUUCAAUCGCCUCUGCAUUUGGCUUGUAUGAAGGUCAGGAUAGUCUACCAGUGGACAGGAUUGAGUUCCAGAGAAGUUUCAAAGUGAGCGAUCUAGUUCCAAUGGCAGGCCAUUUGGUUCUUGAGAGACUGAUGUGUGGAAAAAAUGAGUAUGUCCGAAUCAUAAUGAACGAAUCUGUCUACCCGUUGCCUUGGUGUCAGACGGGACCAGGCUUCAGCUGUCCCUUGGAGCUUUUCACUGAGCAUCUGCAGGAGAUGGUGGAUAACAAUGACUACACAAAACUGUGCGAACAGUCCAAAGGACCACAGAAACUCACUUUCUUUUGGGACUGGGAAACUGCAGGGUAUAGGGUCAUUGAGUUAGGGGAGAGUAUGAACGAACAAUUGGACAGUUCUUUUUACUGGAACGCACUUGGUUAG
This is a messenger RNA of Kuraishia capsulata CBS 1993, 1443 nucleotides long. RefSeq lists its product as uncharacterized. Gene Ontology annotation, cellular component: fungal-type cell wall. The record is from RefSeq and is a predicted model, not a curated record. The transcript has a single exon. Bases 1 to 1443 code for a protein of 480 amino acids. Lineage: Eukaryota; Fungi; Ascomycota; Pichiomycetes; Pichiales; Pichiaceae. Gene Ontology annotation, molecular function: acid phosphatase activity.